AUGACACGUAUUUCAGUCGACAUAUCUCGUUUACCAAAAGACGUUUUUACUUAUACAAACGAACGUUUUUACACAUUUAUUGAAAACUUCUGUGGUAAAGACGAAGCCGACUUAUUAUCAAUUCAAUCUAUACGAUCUGUCGAUACAUUUCUUUCCAUUGAAGAUGCUUAUUCCAUAUUUGCACUUGAUAGUGAUGACGUGAAGGAAAUUCAUACACGAUGUGGUUUCAAGAAUCGAAAUGGAACAUAUACAGUCAGACCAGGAAUUAAAAGUUCACUUGAUUAUGUUAAGACACUUUUGAAAGAAAUGCAAAAAAGUCGUCAGAACCAAACUUCUAAUAAUUUAUCUAAUGUUAAUCCAACUGCUGGUUUAUCCGUUUCAGAAAAAGAUGAAGAUGGACAUCGUGAUCUUAUUGAAAAUUCUAUUCAAGAUUGGUGUAUUCAAAAUAUAAAUACAAUUAAAAUUCCUGAUUCUAAUAUUAUUUCUGGUGUACAUUAUCAUUUAAAAUUUACUUCAUCUCUUGAUAAAGCUGAAAUUAAAUGUUCAUGUGGUUUAGUAUACAUUCUGUUACGUGCUGAAUCUGGCAAUUUCAAAUUAUCAAAUUACUUUCGUCAUUUAAAAUCAGGUUGCUCGAUGGUUCUAACUGAAAUAAUGAAUGAUUCAAUUGGUGAUACAACACAAGAUGAUACUCAAGAUUCAACUUCUAUUUCUUCUUUACAACAAAUAUCAAUAACUUCUGUUCGAAAAAGAACUCGACGAACAAUAUCUAAGCAUACAACGACGAAAAAGAUUCGAACAGCUUAG
Molecule: messenger RNA, 804 nt
Organism: Rotaria sp. Silwood1
Lineage: Eukaryota; Metazoa; Rotifera; Eurotatoria; Philodinida; Philodinidae
Source: the annotation of a GenBank genome assembly